Messenger RNA from Perca fluviatilis (European perch), 1481 nucleotides. RefSeq lists its product as uncharacterized. The record is from RefSeq and is a predicted model, not a curated record. The transcript is spliced from 2 exons. Bases 195 to 1481 code for a protein of 428 amino acids. Lineage: Eukaryota; Metazoa; Chordata; Actinopteri; Perciformes; Percidae. Gene Ontology annotation, molecular function: zinc ion binding; nucleic acid binding.
AGGUCAUACACAACCACAUAAACCUCCAUCGUACUCACUACCUCAGCCCACUGAAGCGGGGGUUGACUGCAGAAGACGUUUUUAGGCUAGACCGUAUCCUAACGGAUGCGCUAGAAGGAGACUUUCAGGGAGCCAAGCCCAAGGUGAAGGGACAGUCAGAUCCAAGCCCCGACUCAGGGCCCGGGGAAAUCACCAUGUCCUUCACCGGGCGUUGGUCAGAUGAGCCUCCUUACCACCUGCGUUCACGCAAGGUUGACCUAGAACAUCAGGGAAAGGGUAGAAAGAAGAAAGGAAGGAAACAGGAGGAGGAAGUAGAGGAGGAAAAUGAAGAUGAGGAAGAAUCGGAGGGCGUAGUACUUAAUAGCCCUCUUUUUAGAGUGGGAAUACAGGACAAGUACAGACCAUUUACCAUGGGCGAUCUACAGGGGCUGGUAGACAAACUUCCACCCAUAACUGAGGGCGGGGGCAACUGGCUAGGUAAAUUGGAAGGGCUAACAGCAGGCCACAAAUUAGCUUUGGGGGACUUUAGGGCUAUAACUCACCGCUGUAUGUUGGCCACAGACGUGAGAGAGCUUGAGCUAGAGGCCGGUACCAGUGUACAACCAGACUCUACUCCAUUCUACCUUGUCUCUACCGCCAUAGGUAGACACCUGAGGGACAGAUACCCUAUUUCCAAUGCUGCAGCCAUCCCCAAGUUCAAGUGGGAUGCCAAACAAAGCCCUAGAGACUUCCUAGACUGCUGUAAGGAAAAAUGGAUAAAUCAGACAGGCUGUCACCCUGGCAAACCAGGAGUACAGCAAGAGUGGUACAGAACUGCGGUGCUUAAGGGAGUUCCAGAACCAGUUAAACAGGCUAUUGAGGAAAAUCCAGACAUGAUUGGUGCAGACUCCACUAAGUGGGAACGCCACAUAAUUUUCCACAUGACACGCGCUCAAGACAACCAAGACACAGAGGAAUCUGGCCUUAAAGAGCUUCAGGCUCAACUGCUCAAAAUGCAAUUAGCUGAGGCUAGGCAAAAGAUUAAUGAGGGAAAGAAAGACAAGGACAAAAAAGGCAGACAUGUCAUGGCUUUAACUGCAGGGCCCCCCACUCCUGACCUUUUCCCCAUUCCUGACUGGAUCCCAGCCCCUCCACACACACAACCACAAUCCUAUGCCCAACCCCCACCCUAUAGGCGGGGUCCUCCCCAAUGGCAACAAAAUAGUGGGAGGGGAUAUGGGAGAGGAGGAGGGAGACCAGGGAGGGGGCGGGGCGGCCCGCCCCGAGGGGGAACUCCAGGAGCCUGCUUUGUCUGCGACCAGAUGGGAUAUUGGUCGAAGGAGUGUCCACAGCGAGGGGGUCACCAAGGGGGAAGGGGUUACCAGCAAAGGGGUCCAUACCAGCCACUGCAGGGACCACCGACAGGGCCACCCCAAGCACAAUUCCAGAUGGCUGAAUGGAACUGGGCUGGCUGGGAGCCAGGUCAACAACAGCCACAAUGA